Linum trigynum is the source of this 4960-nucleotide messenger RNA. NCBI's taxonomy places the organism in Eukaryota, Viridiplantae, Streptophyta, Magnoliopsida, Malpighiales, Linaceae. The record is from the annotation of a GenBank genome assembly.
CUGAUUAGGUGUGUCUUUUUUAUUUGGUGGCUAAUUUAAUUUUUAUCCUCACACUUUUCACAUACUAUUAUAUUAUAAAGUUAAUUCACUAAUAAAUAUAAUUAGUGUGGUUAUUGUGGAUUUUGUGGGUUAACCGCGGUGGGUAGUGGAUAACCACUAACCACAAAAAUCGUUAUUUUACUAUCCACACCCAACCCACUACCCACAACUUAUGAGUAUGGUUACCCACAAGAGGUACGGGUUGGUGCGGUUUGCGAAUUAUCCACAACCCACUACUCUAAAGAAUACAAAUACGACAACAAUUUACUAAAAACGAUCAUGGAAUUUCUAGUGAACCCUACGUCUAUGACUAUAAGGACAAAAAUUUGUCGCUAUUCAGAUUUUUGUUGAGAAAGGAACUCCAGGCACAAAUCCAUCUAGUGCCGACUCUCACAUCACACGCUACGGUGGCGCCCCUCAUCCCUGCUCCCGCAUCUAACCGCCACAACUCUUAUCAAUACCUCUCUCUCUUCCUAUCCCGCCACGUGACUUCGUCGUCGGCUGUUAAUCAUACCAAUCGCCGGUCACUCUCUCCGCCUCUUUUCAGUCACGCCGGCGCAAUAAUUACCAACUACUAGGGACACGCCUACACUUCUCCAACUGCUGCUUUUGCUUCUGUGCACCUCUCCCCAUCGCCGCUUCUCGUCCUAUACAGGCCAGCGAUAUAACCAGGAAAGACGACAAAAUUAGAAGGUGAGGUGACGGCAAUGGAAACUACUCUGCUGCUGUGGCCGGCGUUUCUCUAGCGUUUUUGCUUGUUUUGGUGACUUGAGCUUCAGUAGGAAGAGGAGAAGGCAAAUCGCUUUGCUGUUGAGUUCGUGUUUAGGGCGCUUUAAAUGGCGGUGGAGUACACUUGCUGUAGCUCCGAAUUCUUCAUUCACAUUCUGAUAAUCGUGAUGCUGGUGCUGUUCGCCGGCAUGAUGUCUGGGCUCACUCUCGGCCUCAUGUCUCUGAGUCUCGUCGAUCUCGAAGUCCUGGCUAAAUCCGGCACGCCUCAGGACCGUAAAUACGCCGCAAAGAUACUGCCAGUUGUAAAAAAUCAGCAUUGGUUACUCUGCACGCUGCUGAUUUGCAAUGCUGCUGCCAUGGAGGCACUCCCUAUCUUCCUCGACAGCUUGAUUACAGCAUGGGGUGCGAUCCUCAUUUCUGUUACACUGAUUCUGCUGUUUGGUGAGAUUAUACCGCAAGCUGUAUGCACCAGAUAUGGUCUGGCAAUUGGUGCAACAGUGGCCCCCUUUGUCCGUGUGCUGGUGUGGAUAUGCUCUCCCAUUGCCUACCCGAUAAGCAAGCUUCUGGAUUAUCUACUGGGUCAUGGGCACGUUGCUCUUUUCCGCAGAGCUGAGUUGAAAACACUUGUGAAUUUCCAUGGUAAUGAGGCUGGAAAAGGUGGAGAGCUGACUCAUGAUGAGACAACAAUUAUUGCUGGAGCGCUUGAGCUCUCAGAAAAAACUGCUGGUGAUGCAAUGACACCUCUCGCUGAAACUUUUGCCAUUGAUAUCAAUGGCAAGCUUGACCGUGAUCUGAUGAAUAUGAUACUGGAGAACGGACACAGCAGAGUGCCUGUUUAUUAUGAGCAACCAAACAACAUUAUUGGCCUUGUUCUGGUCAAGAAUUUGUUGACAAUCCACCCUGAAGAUGCUACACCUGUAAAGAAUGUGACCGUACGGAGAAUCCCCAGGGUUCAAGAAAACUUGCCCUUGUAUGACAUACUGAAUGAGUUUCAGAAAGGCCACAGUCACAUGGCUGUUGUCGUGAGGAAGUGCAACAUAACCGAACAGCUGCCCACUGAUGGUUCAGCUAAUAUUCCAGUUAAAGAAGUGAGAGUAGAUGUGGACGGGGAGAAGCCACAGGAGAGGUCAUUAAGGAGCCACAAGUCUUUCAAGAAGUGGAAAAGCUUCCCCAACAGGAAUGACUCAUUUAGGGCGUCAAGGAGCAGAAAGUGGAACAAAGAAGUCGACUCCGACAUCCUGGAAAUAGAUGGCAAGCCACUCCCGACGCUUCCUGAAGAAGAAGAGGCUGUUGGCAUCAUAACCAUGGAAGAUGUCAUUGAAGAACUGUUACAGGAGGAGAUUUACGAUGAAACAGACCAUCAUCACGAGUAGCAUUGAUUCAAAUUCAUAAUCGAAGCGGUUUACAUUUAUGUAUAUGAUCAGGACAGGAGAAAUGUAUUCGUUGAGACUGUUAGGAGGGUUUGAUCCUCAAAGCUUUUGGCCAGAAUAUGUUUCUGCGAAAUGUCAAGUGUAAUCAUGUUUUAGUGUUUUGUCCCUAAUCCCUAUAUGGAGAAUAUGUUAUGUAAUAGAUCGGAUUGAGCUGAGACGGAUGGGGAAGUUCAUGUAUUGCCCUGAAAACGAAGGGCAUAUAUAGUAGUGUUAUUAGGACGGAUAUAAACAGGCUUCGUUUGGAUGAGUAUUUCAAUGAGAUUUCAUCACAAUUUCUCAUUAUAUCAAAUUUUAACUAAAUAAUUCUUUUGAGAGUAGGAUAGAUUUCAAAACUCAAAAUUUAAAAAAUCUACAAUUGAAGAUUUUUGAAAUAGACAAUUCCCAUCUUUCUACACCAAAAAUAUUCUAUUAAACGAGGGUAUUCGUGCUUGGAUGACGACUCAAGAUCAGCCCCAUGAAAACCUUCUAUUCCCUAAGGGGGUUCUACCACGUGGAAACGCUCUUUAAUGGAACUUUAGCUGUAGCUGGUCGUAACUAAGAAACCAUCAGUUAUUUUGAAAUUUCCCAUUUGUCUAAUUUAUUCUAUCGAUUAUGUCCCUUUUAAUUUUUAUAAAUUUCAGAAGUACCCUCACUAGUCACUCCCAUUGUUCUUCCUCAACGAAAAAGAGACCCUUCCUCUUCUGUCCACCCACCGCAGUCGCUUCUCCAUCUCGUUGCUUUCUUUUAUUCCUCCCACCUCCGGUAAAUUUUCCCCAACUCCACCACUGGAACCCCUCUCCUCUUCGCAUCCGUCAUCAAUAUUGACUUCUCGAUUCCCAAUCCUCAUCGACGACCCUCAAAUCCAGAUGAACAAAAUGAUUAGGUUGUCGUCCAUUAAUGAAACUUUACUCACUAAUUUAUUCAUUAAAAAAGAAAUUAAUGUUCUUGUUUGUGUUCUCAAACUUGAGUGGUUGUUUAUCAACUAAUUGACCCCGCCAUUAAUUGAGAUUUGACUGUUGUUGUUUAUGCUCAACACGAGUUAGGCAUGUUGUUGUUUAGGUUGGACAUAAGUUUUCGCAUGUUGUUUACUUUCAUAUUUGAUAUCUAAUGUGUGUUGCUGUGGUUAGGUUGGAUGUUAUAAACGGGCUGCUACGGAUCCGGAAAUCGCCGGAAUCGAUCAAGCAAGAAUACGAAAGCGAGAAUCGAAAAACACAGACACACGAUUUACGUGGUUCACUAACACGAUGUGUGUUAGCUACGUCCACGGGCGAGAGAGAGCCAGUUUCACUAUAUCAAGGAGAUUACAAAUUACAGAGGAGUAUGAUAAGUAUUUAAAGUACUUCUCCAUGUGGGUCUAAACCUAAUCCAAUCUGACAAAAGAAACGGCCAGAGACCCCCGAUUACUAGUCGUAGCGACUGAUAGUCCGAUUCAAGUCACAUCAACAUUGGACAUUAACUUUCUCUUUCUUACCGUGAAAGAAAUACUUUACUUACUUCAAUUGCAUGAUUGAGGCUGCCUUUGAUGAUAAAGCGUAGCUGCGUAGGAGUAGAAGAUCGUGUAGAUCAAGCGGGCAUAGGGAAUUAUGGGCAAGUUUGAAGCAAGCUUUGAGCUUGUUUGCCUCAACAUUAUCGGCCUUGUUCUGGUAAACUGAUUAUCCAUUCUAUAUGUUUGGAUCAGGACUUAGUUUGUUCUUUGGGUUACUAUUUUCUACGUGUAUUGGUUAUGAUUAAGGACAUGAGGUAUAUUAUAUGAUCGUGCUAAGAUAAUUCUCAGGUUCUAACCCAAAUUUUAGCAUUUUUUCGCUAACGUCGAAAUAAUGUUUUGGGCAAUAUAUUCAUUAUAUUGUUGAUUGUUCAAGUACCAAAUAUAUUCUCUAAUUCUAUUUUUUUCUUCCAAAUGUCGAUCCAUUUUUCCAUGUUGUUUAUACCUGAUCGAGCAUUUGCUAGUGUCUUUGACAAAUAUGCAUGCAUGAUAUGGUGACUCUUUGUUUCCUCGAGGAAUGAUUUGUUACUAUUUACCCAUUCUAGCAGACUUUAUCGAUGCUUGUUUAACUGCCUUUCUCCAUUCAUUUAGGUCAAGAAUUUGUUGACAAUCCACCCUGAAAAUGCCACACCCAUAAAGAACGUGACCGUACGGAGAAUCCCCAGGUGAUUACAUUAGUAUAGACAUUCAUUACAUGAAAUAUAUUGGCAAAAUUUUGACUGAAUCUUUUCUUUUUUUAUUUUCAUAAUCAUCUGAUGCUUGAUUUAUGUCCCCAGGGUUCAAGAAAAGUUGCCCUUAUACGACUUACUGGAUGUGUUUCAGAAAGGCCACAAUCACAUGGCUGUUGUGGUGAGGAAGCGCAAUAAAACCGAACAGCUCUCGUCGAGGGUUCAACUAAUAGUAAGUGUUGUCAUCUUCCCCAACAAGUACCAUAUUUUAUCUUCAGAUUUUAGUUUGUGUGAUAUAUACAUAAGUCCCUCAUCUGGCCACUGCUGCUGUACUGUCCAUUGUCCAAUGGGAUGUUCAGGGGACCAUCAAUUUGGCCGUGCGGUGUAAUUGUUGAAUGUUGGAAUAAUUUUGGCUAAUGCAUUGUCCCCAAAAUCUCGUUAUUCACCAUGGUUUUGGGACUAGAUUGUUUAAAAAAUCGAAAACAUGAGAUUCAACCGCUAUUGAUCGUUCCUCAAUCCAUUUAUUUCUUAAAAUCCAUGAGAAAAAGCUACGGACAGGAUAGUCAUUUCUCAAGUAAGUUCCCUUGAAAAUGGCAGAACAGGGACAAACAUGAUAAAUUGUAAUAUAAGCU